AUUGUUAUUGUGUCGUGCGCGUGAGGAGCGGGCAGGAUGCACGAGGAGGCGCUGAUAAAGGGAUCCAGCCAGUGAGAAACAGCAGCGAAACGUAACAUGUGAGAAAUGAACGCCAUUUACGCAUGGGAUGUAUUUAUGGAAGCGUCGCCGCUGUUCGGGGAAAGACUCAAUGUAGACGCGAGGAAACAUUAGCUGCUCAACCUCCAAGUACACUUCAGACAAUUGUCAACGGUCUUUCUGUCCAAGUUAUUGCCUUCUCCCCGUCUGAUGUGGACUGAUUCAGAACUGGGCCAUCAUGAUCCCAGUGAACCUUCUGGUCACUCUUUGGCUGAUCAGCUUAAUACCAGCAGCAUCAUGUCUGUGAACCCUCCCAGCAGUAAUGACGCUUGCCUCAGCAUCGUCCAUAGCCUCAUGUGCCAUCGACAGGGUGGCGAGAACGAGGGCUUCGCUAAGCGGGCGAUUGAGAGCCUCGUCAAGAAACUGAAGGAAAAGAAGGACGAGUUGGACUCGCUCAUCACUGCCAUCACUACCAACGGCGUCCACCCCAGCAAGUGUGUCACCAUCCAAAGAACGCUGGAUGGACGUUUGCAGGUGGCAGGGAGGAAAGGUUUUCCCCAUGUGAUUUAUGCACGACUGUGGCGCUGGCCUGACCUUCACAAAAAUGAACUGAAGCACGUCAAGUUCUGCCAGUACGCCUUCGACCUCAAGUAUGACAACGUGUGUGUAAACCCCUACCAUUAUGAGAGGGUGGUGUCUCCAGGCAUUGUUGGUCUUAGUCUUCACAACACAGUGCCACCAAGUGGGCUUAUCAAAGAAGAAUACAUCCAUGACUGUAUUCAAAUGGACCUCCCACCUGGCAUGCCAUUGUCUGACCACCAAGCAACGCUGAAGAUGCCUCCUCCAGACCCCUAUGGCCAACCCUUGCCUCCCCCACAUUUGUCCUCUGAGCCCCACGGACCCCCACCAGUCACCAGAUACACACAGCUGCCUGUCUCACCCAAAGUGUCAAGUUCUGGCUCAAUGCUGCCUCUACAGGGCAGUCAUGUUGAUGGCCGCCCUCAGACAGCAUCGCCACAGAUUCCAGUCAUGUCUCAAGCACCGCCUCGUUCCCCGACUCCCAACCAACCUCUUCCUCAGCAACAAGGUCCUCAAGCCCAGCAGAGUCCACACCCACAGCAAUCUUCUCUACCUCCUCCUCAUGGACAGAAUGGAUACAGCAACAAUAAACACUCACAGAGCCCGGCUGCCUUCCACACAGUGUGGACUGGCAGCAGCACAGCCGCCUACACUCCAAUUGGACCCCUGCAGAAUGGUCGUGGUCAUCAGCAAACUCCCCUUCACCACCCAAACCAACAUUGGUCUCAGCAUCAUGGCUCAACCUCUUUCCCCCCAUCUGUAUCCAAUCAUCCAGGACCAGAGUUUUGGUGUUCCAUCUCCUACUUUGAAAUGGACGUUCAGGUGGGUGAGAUGUUCAAGGUGCCGUCCAGCUGCCCUGUUGUGACGGUGGAUGGUUAUGUGGAUCCAUCGGGAGGCGACCGCUUCUGCCUAGGCCAGCUGAGUAACGUUCAUCGCACAGAUGCCAGUGAGAGAGCCCGUUUACACAUCGGUAAAGGGGUGCAGCUGGAGUGUCGUGGCGAAGGCGAUGUGUGGAUGCGGUGUAUGAGUGACCACGCUGUGUUCGUACAGAGCUACUAUCUUGAUAGGGAAGCAGGCCGGGCACCAGGUGAUGCCGUGCACAAGAUCUAUCCUGGAGCCUACAUCAAGGUGUUUGACCUGCGGCAGUGCCACAGACAGAUGCAGCAGCAGGCAGCAACUGCGCAGGCGGCUGCCGCUGCUCAGGCGGCUGCAGUGGCAGGAAAUAUACCUGGACCAGGCAGCGUGGGAGGCAUUGCACCUGCAGUCAGUCUGUCUGCAGCGGCGGGGAUCGGCGUGGAUGACCUCCGGCGACUAUGUAUCUUGCGCUUGAGCUUCGUCAAGGGUUGGGGUCCUGAUUACCCGAGGCAGAGCAUCAAACACACCCCCUGCUGGGUGGAGGUCCACCUGCACCGUGCUUUGCAGCUUCUUGAUGAGGUGUUGCAUACUAUGCCAUUAGCAGAUCCAGGGCCUGCUAACUGACUACCUGUAUGCUGAAAUUUGGAUCUGGAUUCUUUGAAUGUGCGCACACACACACACACACACACUUUUGAUAGUUUUGCUCUCUAUUAAAUAUCCUCCCUAAUUGAAUAUCCAGUGAAAAGACCCAAGACAAACUAAAAUGACCAACACUUGAUGCUUGUAACAAUCAAUUUAGCCUGUGCUAUCUGACACACACAUUCUUAUGAGCAAUAAGUAAGUAAUCAAAAGAUAUAUCUAAAGAUAUAUUCACGAUCGUCCAUCAACGUUAGCUUUACGUUGAGUCAUGUCCCAACAAACCAAAAAGUUUAAUCCGUACGAAAGUUAUAUUCUACCAUUUCUUUUUUACUAGACAUAUUGUUUGAAUAAUUUCAUAAAUGAUUUUUUUAUAGAAGGUUACUGUAUUUAAACCAUAACAACCCACAGUCAUUAGUGCUAAAAAAUGACACAAAGCCAAGUGGAUUUAAAUACUUAAUAAUAAUUCAUAUAACAAAUUUUACCAUUCUAAAUAUAUUAUUUCUUAAAUUAUUGUUAAUAGUAUUAUUAAAAUAAUCAAUACAAAUGUUAUUCAAGAUAUUUGUAUAAAAUUUAAUUCAACAAGAAAAGAAACUUUUUUUAAAUUGUAAUGUUUUGCAACAAAACAUUUUUUAAAAAGCUAACACCAAUUACAUGAACAAUUGGACAAGUAUGAGCAUAUCAAAUAAACAUGAAAGACAUCACAAUAGCUUCAAAUCCUUCCAUUUUUCAUGAAGCGACCCUUGGUAUAAAUUUUUGGUACACACCCUCCAGAAUUCAAACUAACUAAAUAUGUGCUAGUAGAGGUGUUCCAAGCCGAUAUCAAUAUGGCGAAAAAAAAGUUUGGGGUCAUAUCUAGACUGUCCAAUAUAAUCUCCCAAUAUGUGCAGUCGUGCAGCACAUCUAAUUAGAACCAGUUAACAUUUAAAUGUCCUCCAAUAAGCACUUUAGUCAAGUCAUGAGCAAAGGGUAAACAUGAUAGGCUGUAGGGUACUAGGAGGUAGCGGCUACACAACAGCUAAGCACACAACUUACACAUUAGGAGUAAGUGUUAAACAACAUUUUUCAUUAUAUGCAAAUAUCAAAUAACAAUAGUUGAAUAUUACUUACACAUACAAAGUCUCCUAGGCAGAAGUGUAUUAGAAAGUAUCCAGUUAAAAACGUUUCUGCAUCAUUGAACUUACUGCAUCAUUAACUUUACUUAAUAAAUGAUUGUGGCCACUAGGUGUUCGCUCAAAAACAAUUACCAGUUCAAUUCUCAGGGCAUUCAAUCGAUCGCAACUGAACAGUUCAAUUUGUCUUAGUGACGUUUCGCCUCUUUAUCGAGCAGGCUUUACCAGUUCAUCAACUUGGUGCCAAGAUCCAAAAAAUGUUGACCUUUGCCACCAACAAGUCUCUACAGUUUAUCUGAUCAAGGAAUAACUAUGAGGAAAAAUAACCAGCAGAACAGAAUCCCAAGGGGAACAAAUUAGGUUUUGAAGUGUUGGCAGCUCUUCAAUGCCAAUGUGAAGUGAAUUAUAUUUAAAUUAUAUAGCUCUUUUCUCUAGUGACUCAAAGGGCUUUACAUAGUGAAAACACAAUAUCUAAGUGACAUUUAAAGGCCUACUGAGAUGAGAUUUUGUUAUUUAAACGGGAAUGGCAGGUCCAUUCUAUUGGUCAUACUUGAUCAUUUCGCCAUAUUUUUGCUGAGAGGAUUUAGUAGAGAACAUCGACGAUAAAGUUUGCAACUUUUGGUCGCUAAUAUAAAAGCCCUGCCUUUACCGGAAGUAUUGUGCGCGUGACGUCACGAGUUGCAGGGCUCCACACAUAUUCACAUUGUUUUUAAUGGGAGCCAACAGCAGUAAAAGCUAUUCGGACCGAGAAAACAACAAUUUCCCCAAUAAUUUGAGCGAGGAUGAAAGAUUCGUGUUUGAGGAUAUUGAUAGGGAAGGACUAGAGAAAAAAAAAAGAAAAAAAUCAAGUUAAAAAAAAAAGGCGAUUGCAUUGGGACUGAUUCAGAUGUUUUUAGACACAUUUACUAGGAUAAUUCCGGGAAAUCCCUUAUCUUUCUAUUGUGUUGCUAGUGUUUUAGUGAGUUUAAUAGUACCUGAUAGUCGCAGGGGUGUGUCCACGGGUGUCUUGAGGCCAGUGUCUGAGGGAAGUCGAUGGCAGCUGUAUGGACGGUGCAAGCUCAGCUGAUCUCUGGUAAGAGACGACUUUUUACCACAAUUUUCUCACCGAAAACUGCUGGUUGACAUUUGGUCGGGAUCCAUGUUGGCUUGACCGCUCUGAUCCAUAGUAAAGUUUCACCUCCGGGAAUUUUAAACAAGGAAUCACCGUGUGUUUGUGUGGCUAAAGGCUAAAGUUUCCCAACUCCAUCUUUCUACUUUGACUCCUCCAUUAUUAAUUGAACAAAUUGCAAAAGAUUCAGCAACACAGAUGUCCAAAAUACUGUGUAAUUAUGCGGUUAAAGCAGACGACUUUUAGCCGCGAGUCGUGCAGCGCUAAUAUUUCCUUACAGUCCGUGACGUCACGCGCAUGCGUCAUCAUUCCGCGACAUUUUCAACAAUAAACUCUGCGAGAAAUUUUAAAUUGCAAUUUAGUAAACUAAACCGGCCGUCUUGGCAUGUGUUGCAAUGUUAAUAUUUCAUCAUUGAUAUAUAAACUAUCAGACUGCGUGGUCAGUAGUGGGUUUCAGUAGGCCUUUAAACCAGUGUGGGUGGCACUGGGAGAAGGUGGGUAAAGUGUCUUGCCCAAUGACGCAACGGCAGUGACUAGGAUGGCGGGUGUGGGGAUUGAACCUGGAACCCUCACGUUGCUGGCACGGCCACUCUACCAACCGAGCUAUACUGCCCAAUCAGUAUCAGUAUCGGCCAAUACUCAAGGCUCCAAUAUUGGGUGUCGUAUCGGAAGUGGAAAAGAUGUAUCGGGACACGUCUGAUUAGUAGUACAAAAAUACUUGUUCAUUACAAAUGGGUGACAUGUAUUAAACGUCGUUGGUAUUUUGCUAUUGUUGCAAAUACAUCACCUAGCAGUUUUAAGGCUAAAGAAAGACUGAUAAUGUAUAGAUAUUGUUUUCUAUUAAUGCAUUGAAGAAUUACAGUAAGAUCAGUUGAAUUGUAAUAUUUUAAUUAGAACACCUUAUUAAAUGAUUGUUAUUGUUAAAAUGACUGUGGGUUCCUAUGGAUUAAAUGUGCCACACACAACCAACACAAUCAUAUUUACUAUAACAUCCAACAUGAAAUAACAGAUAUUUAUGUAUUUUCGAGAAGACUGUACUCCCAAACAUCUGCGCUAUUGUGACAGAUAGAAAUACGUGUUUCCCUGUUGCACAUUUACUGUAAUUGGGUGAUAAGAAAAGGAAAUAUGUUCGGUUCUAUGGAGUGCAAAUCACAACUGUGUACAUCGACACAAGGCAGUGUGUUAUUUUUCUGUAAGUGUAGUGUGGACACAAGUGGUGUGUAAAUGUGGAUCACUUCUGUGCUCGUACCGUGCUUGUCAGUCGACUAAUUUUAUCCUGUUAUCCUUCGUAGUACUCUCAACUGAAGUACAUAUAUAAAUAUAUAUACGGUAUAUCUAUUUUUUUUGAUAACAAAAAACUGAAAAGCCAAAAACAUGUAGCUUUAAAAUGUUGUGGGCCUUUGUUAUGAACAGUGCUACCCUGUAACCAAAUGUUUGGUGUUUUAUCACCAAAAGCUAGAAUACCUCAUAACUACACAACAUACACUUUUCAUCAGGAGGCAAAAUUCAGCAUUGCUUAAGAAAGCAGAGAGAAAGUUUCACCAAAAAAGUCCAACACAGUUUGUAUGGUUGUUGGAUUUGACAAUACCGGAGGUUUUUUUGGGGCAUUUUAGGUCUAUCACAGACUUCUGGUGAUGUUUGGCAUCCACCAACUGAGUGCCUUCCUCAUCUCAACACUUCUUUCAAGCUUGCUACGACUCUGGUAUGUUUCCUCCAAUAGAGAACAAUAGAAGUGUUUGACAUCAUUGUUUGGACUUCCUACUGUGUCUUCUUAUAGUGCUUUCUACUAAUGGGUGUUCUAAUCCAAUAUUAGUAUUGGUCCGAUACCAGCAUUAUCGCCCUGAAUUUCAAACUUCCGUUAUUAGAACUCCGAUUCAAGCAGUCUGUUCUGCUCCGGCAAACAAAUCUUUUUGUUAGCUAAGCAGAGCGAUAACAGGUUGUCUCCCUUUAAGACACUGUGAAAUUUAACAUAUAUAAAUUAAGUACAUCAAUAUAUUGUACUUUCCAGGCUAUGGAGUGCAACAUUAUUUAAGCCGCAUCUAUCAAAUUUCAGAAGAAAAAAUAUUUUUUAUAUAUUAGCCACACCAGACCAUAUAUACCGGUAUGAAAGAUUUUGUAAAUUUACAUGCUUCCACAACUCCAUGGUGACAUGUUGGUGAAUUUACAAAACAUUACAAAAAUAAUGCCAUUGUAAGUUAAUAAUGCGAACACAGACAUUUGUAAACAUGCAUAUUUGCUAAUGCUAACGAUUGCUAGAUUGAUUAUAUUACGAUAGCACGUACAAGUAGACAUCACACAUUGGACAGUUAAGUAAGUAUGAAUUGUUUAGCUGUAUCGUAAAACUUGCAAACGCUGCUUAGAGUGAUCAGUAAAUAAUUUUUACCAGCAGAAACACUUUAGACAAAUAGACACAAAAAAGAUAUACCACCAGUUUAAGGCACAAAACAGGAACUACAUAUUCAAACCGCAGCAACCGCAGUGAGAAAACUCAUCAAAAAUAUGGCGUUAUAGUACAAAAAAUCCCUACAUUUUUAGUGUAUUUGUCAAUGUUGAAAACUAUUUUUAGAAUACAAAACAUUAUAGCCGUUAACAAAGAGAAAUCCAUAAAUUAGCCACACUGUUUUAUAAACCACAAGGCUCAAAGGGUAGGAGAAAAGUAGCGGAUCAUAGUCCGUAGAAAUACAGUAACUUACAUGCCAUACAAAAUAACUUCUCUGUGACAUUCCACAAGAAAAUAAUUUGUUUAAAACAAUUGCGUUGGCUCAGUGCUACUAAUUAGCAUUGCCAAUUUGGCAUUUGGCAAUCAGAACUACAACUAAGAUGCAUGUUACAAUCUAAAAGCUAUUAAGUAUUAAGUACACUACUUACAAUAUAAACACUUUGUACUACUCAACUUAAUAUAAGACUAUGCCAAUGGCAAAGACUACUUCCUGACUAGAGCGACACGGCAAAGACAAACUGAAAUUAAAUCAUACUUGCAAAUGAGGCUCAGAAGUGUAAGAAAACUAAAUAUAACAAUUCAGACAACAUCCUCCACACGGGGAACCUUACCUGGCCCUGACAUGGAAAGGAUUGACAAAUUGAUGGCUCUUUCUCGAUUUUAAGAACAAUACUGCUGUGUAAAACCUUUGCCAACACAUCUUAAUCAAGCCAUUUCCAACAAUCUACACAACAAAAUAAGUAGAACGUAAAAAUGCAAAUAUUUUAUCAGAUCAACAUCUGCCGGUAUUGUAUUGCAAGUGGAAAAAGUUGUGUCGGGACACUCCUACCUUCUACUAUGAAAAUGUAUGAAAUGUUAUUGUGAAGGAGCGUACGCCCGUCCAACUACACCCCAACACACGCCAUAUAUUAUAUAUAUAUAUAUAUAUAUAUAUAUAUAUAUAUAUAUAUAUAUAUAUAUAUAUAUAUAUAUAUAUAUAUAUAUAUAUAUAUAUAUAGUAUACAGUGUAUAAAUAUAGCUUACAAAGUGUAUAUAUAUAGCUUACAAAGUGUAUAUAUAUAGCUUACAAGACCCAUUUUUCUUCUGAAUUGGUUUUAAAAUAGUAUUUUUGCUCUGGUUUUCAAAUACCGUCUUCGUUAUUGUACGGCCAAACAUUGCACGUAACAAUCUAGUCCGUUAACGUCGUAACACUUUGUGGAAUUGAGUUUCCAAAAAAAAAUAAAAAAAUCCAACUUGUUGGUGACUCAAGCUCUGUACUUUUUUAUUGAGUAUGACUGCAAAAUAAUCCACCAUCGGGCCCAAAAAAGUUGCGAGUAUCAGCACUUUGUUAAAGAUGGUGAGACACACUAUUGAAUUUAGGCAAAGUGCCUUCAAUACAGGUAAAAGUAAUGUUAAAUGUUCAUUUAUUGGACAUAUAUAUUUUACAUUAUUUUCUCCAUGCGCAACUAUAAUUAUUCUUCAUAAGAUAUGUUUUGUGUUCAUAUUAUUGGGGGUCUGAUAGGUUUUAAUUGGAUUGACACUAUUUGUUAUGGGAAAACUCUCUUCAGUGUUAAUAAGAUUCAGUUUUGGAAUGUAUUACUAAUGAAAACUGAGGUAGCACUGUACUUAAUAUUAUUUUCGUGAAGUUAUUUUUACAAAAGGGAGAGUCUCAAUGAAAAAUGAUCUGUUUUGCCCGGGUUUGCACUUUGGACAGCGCUGAUGUGGCGUAUUUAGCUGAAAGGUGGCGCAGCCUGCAAGAGAAAGUGAUGAAAUAAGUUUUUUCGUGACCACAGCAGACGUCUGCUACGGAAAACAAAAUAUUUGAUGAGCAGAGCCAACAUGAGGCACACGUUCAGGAGAAAAGUUAGGCCUCCUUCAACACAAGCAGAACAAAACCAUUUGGAAUAAACAACUUGACAUAUUUACUGUAUCACCGUAUAACAUCCACAUAUUUUCAAGGCUGCUUGAUUAAUCGUGAACACAAUAUGACCAGUCAAAUAAUAGUAAUAAUAAACAUAUUUUCUAUUACUGCACAUUUCUACUCGGACGGAGGAAACUCACCAGAGUUGUGAACUAAAGCUAACAUCUUUGAAGUUCGGGCUCGGGCACACUUGACUUCCCUUUAUUUUCACCUUAAAAACUGUUCUCCCCCAGUAUAACCUCACAAAUCUGUGACUCUACAGUAAGAUGGGGACUCAUAUGGCCCCAUUCGUCGCGGUUUACUGGACACAUGAAACGUGACAAAUUGAGGGUGAAGGGGAGCACUCUCCACGUUAGUCGCCAGGCGGCAGUAGAGUGUUGACUAUCUUAAUAUGUGUUUUGUGGCAUUUCCAACUUUGAGCCCAGCAACAGAUGCUAUGUAGAGUGGGGCUUUCAAUCAUUUUCAGCAGACUGCCCUGCAAAAAUGACAAACGCAACAUCCACUUAUGGGGCCAUAAGACACCCUUCCCUACUGCGCAUUUUGCCAUAACUGAGCUUAAGAGCACCCGAAAAACUCAAAUCCAAGGAGGAAAAAUGUGGUUUCUUAUUGUGAAUGUCUCUAACAUGUUAAAAUAAAAUUUGUACUUCACACCAUCAUUCACCGUCACAUGACAACUUAUUAUGUACACAACAAAUAAUGUGUCUCAUAUGUCUUUUCGCACCUCUUCAGCAACCAAAUGGCCUGUAAUGCUGUGAUUGGUUAAAGUGCAGGCAGUGUUCUGUUUCAUUGGCUGGAGAUACUUUCGCUUUGCACCAAACCAAAAAUAGUAAACUAGAAAAAUGUGACGACACACAGCAAAAUCUUGGCAAUCAUGUAAAGUUUUAUGGACCGAUUAUCCCCGUUCUGCAGCUUGAAGUCUUUAAAGUCUAAAAGUCACACGUUGAUGUUUGAAUGUGAAGGCCACAGAUCUUAAUGUGCCACACGGGAUACAUUGUUGCUCGGGCCAAAUGCCCAGUUGAGGAGUUUGAUGUUAUUGAGAAUUCAGCUGCUUUUCAAAGAUCAGCCCACUAACACAUAUGCAUAUUUGUGAUAUGUGCCUUUUUCUUGUGGAGCAUAGACGCAGCAACUCUAGUUUGUAAAAAAGAGUUUUGGUUUGUCGUCUAUUGUCAAGAGUCCUGUUUCACAGUGGUUUGGUCUUCACCCACUUAUGGAGCCAUCUUGUGGUUCCCUCAGGUAUCCGUGUAAGAACUCACCAACUGCUUCAUGGAAAUAGAUCUAUUUGUAUUCCAGUAGUAUAAUUUAUUGCCUUUUGUGACUCUGUGACGCUUUGCCCGUGAUUCAGGUAAGUAGACAUGUUGAAGAAAGGCGCAAACUCAUCAUUUCUGGGUCACGGCCGCGUCGUUUUGUUGUUUCCAGGAAUUCUGUAUAUUUUCACCGUGUAUUUGUGGAACACUGUGGAUGUGACCUUGCAAUUUGCAACAACUGAGAGCAAGCUUUGACAUCAUUGUGGAACUAAUGCUGUAAAAUUGUUGGCAAGGAUUUUUAUAUGUUCGCUCCAUAAUUAAAGGGAAACAGACCAAU
This is a messenger RNA of Nerophis ophidion (straightnose pipefish), 10268 nucleotides long. RefSeq names its product SMAD family member 10a (gene smad10a). Gene Ontology annotation, biological process: transforming growth factor beta receptor signaling pathway; SMAD protein signal transduction; regulation of transcription by RNA polymerase II. Gene Ontology annotation, molecular function: DNA-binding transcription factor activity, RNA polymerase II-specific; I-SMAD binding; RNA polymerase II cis-regulatory region sequence-specific DNA binding. Lineage: Eukaryota; Metazoa; Chordata; Actinopteri; Syngnathiformes; Syngnathidae. Bases 268 to 2115 code for a protein of 615 amino acids. The record is from RefSeq and is a predicted model, not a curated record. Gene Ontology annotation, cellular component: heteromeric SMAD protein complex. The transcript is spliced from 13 exons.